AGAGAACUGGCCUUCACUGGGACUCAGGCUGUGCUCGGCAUCCUGGGUAGCUUGUCCUGCUCAUGGUGGUUCGGACUGUGUUCUUAAGGUCAAAGCGGGAGGUAUCAUUUAAAGAAACUUUCUUACCAGCAAACCUAUGAUAAAAAGUAUAAGUAGCAGAGAAACUCUUAACUGUUAUUUGUCAAGAAACAAGCAUUAAUGUCACAAUGGCUCACCUAAAGCGACUAGUAAAGUUACAUUUUAAAAGACUUUGCCACAAAAAGUUCUGGAAACUUGGUGGAGUAAUUUUUUUCUUUAUCUUAAUUUUGAUUUUAAUGCAAAGAGAAGUAAAUGUUCAAUUUUCCAAAGAGGAAUCAAGGAUGGAAAGAAACUUGAAAAACAAAAACAAAGUGUUUGAUUUAAUGUUAGAAGCUGUAAACAAUAUCAAAGAUGUAAUGCCAAAAAUGCAAAUAGGAGCACCUGUCAGGCAACACAUUGAUGCCAGGGAGAGACCCUGCCUGCCAGGAUAUUACACAGCAGCAGAACUGAAACCUGUUCUCGACCGCCCACCUCAGGACUCCAACGCACCCGGUGCAUCUGGCAAGGCCUUCCAGACAACCAAUUUAAGUAUUGAAGAGCAAAAGGAGAAAGAACGCGGGGAAGCAAAGCACUGCUUUAAUGCUUUUGCAAGUGACAGGAUUUCUUUACACCGAGACCUGGGACCUGACACUCGACCUCCUGAAUGUAUUGAACAAAAAUUUAAACGCUGCCCUCCCUUGCCUACCACCAGUGUCAUAAUAGUUUUUCAUAAUGAAGCGUGGUCCACGCUGCUUAGAACUGUCCACAGUGUGCUCUAUUCUUCACCUGCAAUACUGCUGAAGGAAAUCAUUUUGGUGGAUGAUGCUAGUGUAGAUGAUUACUUACAUGAAAAACUAGAGGAAUAUAUCAAACAAUUUUCUAUGGUAAAAAUAGUCAGACAAAAGGAAAGGAAAGGUCUGAUCACCGCUCGGUUGCUAGGAGCAGCAGUAGCAACAGCUGAAACGCUCACAUUUUUAGAUGCUCACUGUGAAUGUUUCUAUGGUUGGUUAGAGCCUUUGCUGGCCAGAAUAUCCGAGAACUAUACUGCUGUUGUGAGUCCAGACAUUGCCUCCAUAGAUCUGAACACAUUCGAAUUCAACAAACCUUCUCCUUAUGGUAGUAACCAUAACCGUGGAAAUUUUGACUGGAGCCUUUCAUUUGGCUGGGAAUCACUUCCUGAUCAUGAGAAGCAGAGAAGGAAAGAUGAAACCUACCCAAUUAAAACACCCACUUUUGCAGGAGGCCUUUUUUCCAUAUCAAAAGAAUAUUUUGAGCAUAUUGGAAGUUAUGAUGAAGAAAUGGAAAUCUGGGGAGGUGAAAAUAUAGAAAUGUCUUUCAGGGUAUGGCAGUGUGGUGGGCAGUUGGAGAUUAUGCCUUGCUCUGUUGUUGGACAUGUUUUUCGCAGCAAAAGCCCUCAUUCCUUUCCGAAAGGCACACAAGUGAUUGCUCGCAACCAAGUCCGCCUUGCGGAGGUUUGGAUGGAUGAAUACAAGGAAAUAUUUUAUAGGAGAAAUACAGAGGCAGCCAAAAUUGUUAAGCAAAAAUCAUUUGGUGAUCUUUCCAAAAGAUUCGCAAUAAGAAAACGCUUGCAGUGUAAAAAUUUCACAUGGUAUUUGGACACCAUUUAUCCAGAAGUGUAUGUGCCAGACCUUAAUCCUGUUAUAUCUGGAUAUAUUAAAAGUGUUGGUCGGUCUCUGUGUCUGGAUGUUGGCGAGAAUAAUCAAGGAGGCAAGCCACUGAUUCUGUACACGUGUCAUGGCCUUGGGGGAAAUCAGUACUUUGAAUAUUCUGCUCAACAUGAAAUCCGGCACAGCAUCCAGAAAGAAUUAUGUCUCCAUGCUACUUCAAGUCUGCUUCAGCUGAGAGUAUGUGCCUACAAAGGUCGCAAGACCAUUGUCACUGGAGAGCAGAUAUGGGAAAUCCAGAAGGAUCAACUGCUAUAUAAUCCAUUCUUAAAAUUGUGCCUUUCAGCAAAUGGAGAACAUCCAAACUUAGUGUCAUGCAGUCCAUCAGAUCCACUCCAAAAAUGGAUUUUUAACCAAAACAAUUAAGUGUUCCUUAAAGUUAUGGGGUUGAAAAAGAGAUAUUCUUUCUCAUAAAACUGUGACUAGGCAUACACUGUAGUUUGGGGAAAUUAUGCAAAAGCAGCUAAUUGUAACUUAUUCCAAGUGCAUUUUUCUUAUUUAUAUCUCAAAUGUCUAUGUAGCACAGCUACAGAAAUCCUAUUCUGAUUUAAAGCACAAUAACUAGUAAUACCAAAGACCAUUUUGAAAUGUCCAGAUGUAGAAGAGAUGUUUACAGAAUGAUGACGAUAAUUUUCUUAGUAAAGUGAUCUUUGUGUAUUUGUACACUUGAGGAUAUGCAUAGCUACAUUCAUAUACUUACUAUAUAACUUCCCCUCGUUUUGAGGGGAGGAAUGAAAAAGAUCUGAUACUAUAUUUUUUUAACUAUAUAGCAAUGGAUCAGUGAAGGUCAGACAGUGACCUUUGUGUAAAAACCAGGAAAUUUUUAUAGAUCUAGAAUUUAUUAUUUUAAAAUGCAGGUAAAAUUAUUUUGCCUUUUGUUUUAUUGUCUGUCAGGUGUUUCCUUAAAUAUGAAGUUGAAUAAGAAGAAGAUAUUUUUAAACACUUAAAUUUCUUGGGAAAUUUUAAAAUAUUUUUAAAAUCUGAAUCCACUCUACUUGAUGCACUUAAUGGCUUUUAAGUAAAUAUACUGUGUGCUUUUCCAAAGCAAUUUUAAAACUUUAUAAAUUAUUAUCUGUUAAAAGGUGUCCUUUUCCUACCUUACAGUCUUUUUUUCUUACCAAAAUUUACUAAUCUUGAAUGUUUAUGACAUUGACUUUUAAAUGCAGAAUACUUGACUCAGUGCUAAAUUUUUUUUGUUAUUGAUUCGUUAUAGAUUGUCUUUGUAAUGAAUUUUUUCAUAAAAACUUAUUUUUAUCUAUGUGGAAAAUACAAUAAAAAUCUUAAUUACUGUUAUAA
Messenger RNA from Chinchilla lanigera (long-tailed chinchilla), 3038 nucleotides. It is a transcript of the gene Galnt3, whose product is annotated as polypeptide N-acetylgalactosaminyltransferase 3. NCBI's taxonomy places the organism in Eukaryota, Metazoa, Chordata, Mammalia, Rodentia, Chinchillidae. The coding region runs from base 207 to 2108 and encodes 633 amino acids. Gene Ontology annotation, cellular component: Golgi apparatus. The transcript is spliced from 11 exons. The record is from RefSeq and is a predicted model, not a curated record.